CAGGUGUUUAUGUUCAGUCGUGUUGUGGACGGGGAGCGAGUAGAACGUCGUAUCCCUCUGUGGUGCAGUGCGAACUCCCGUGCUCUUGAUCUGAAGGUGUAGAGUCAAAUAUGUGUUUCCUUGACGUUUAGUGCUUCGCCCACAAGAUGCAAAACCCGAGCCAUAACAACGUUGACGACAAAUUUGGGAUGAAUUUCGGCGGUUUUGAUCCCGAGCUCUUUUCCGGGCCUCACAUGGGAGGUCCCAUGGGUGGGAUGGGCAUCGGCAUGAAGAGGUCUGCCCACGACGCAGGGCUGGACCGCGAGCCCCUAGGGUUGUCCUCAGACGACGACUCGGACCUCCUCAAGAAGGACGACAAGAUGCACCCUUCGUCGAGCAACAGGGACGCGGUGCUGUCCCACCAGACCAACUUAGAGUCCCAGAGCCAGCCCAGCAAGCCCAGUCUGCUCCCCAACGGCAAAAAGACCAAAGGCCGCGUCAAAAUCAAGAUGGAAUUUAUCGACAACAAAUUGAGGAGAUACACCACGUUCUCCAAGAGGAAAACCGGCAUCAUGAAGAAGGCGUAUGAGCUGUCGACGCUGACGGGGACGCAGGUGAUGCUGCUGGUGGCGAGCGAGACGGGCCACGUGUACACGUUCGCGACGCGGAAGCUGCAGCCGAUGAUCACGUCGGAGGCGGGCAAGGCGCUGAUCCAGACGUGCCUGAACUCGCCGGACCCGCCGCAGGUGUCCUCGCACCAGCACGACCAGCGCAUGUCGGCCACGGGCUACGAGGAGACGGAGCUCACCUACGCCGUCAACGAGGACGAGCACAAGGUACGCCAAAUGAUGUAUUCCGCGCCCACGCUCAAUUCGAUGCACCAGGGCGGCACCAUGGCGUCGCCCUCGCACCACGCCGCCGCCGCCGCCGCCGCCGCCGCCGCCGCGCUCCAGACCCACCACCACCAGCCCCAGUACCACCACCCGCACCCGCCGCCCACCCCGCACCUCUCCACGCCCACCUCCACCCACCACAUGAGCCACCACCACCACCACCUCAGCCAGGCCUCGCCCGGCCACACGGCCCACGCCGCCCACGGCGACCACGCGGGCGUCGGCCUGCACCAGCACACCCACCUGGUGGCCCCGCAGACGCCCCUGCCCUCCCACUCCCCCCUGCCCCCGCACUCCCCCAUGGGCGCCCCCUCGCCCACGUCGCCCUACCCCAGCGUCCACCACCACCCCCACCACCACAUCCCCACCCACUCGCGGUAGGGCCGCCGCGCCCUC
Messenger RNA from Penaeus monodon (black tiger shrimp), 1268 nucleotides. RefSeq names its product serum response factor homolog. Gene Ontology annotation, molecular function: DNA-binding transcription factor activity, RNA polymerase II-specific; RNA polymerase II cis-regulatory region sequence-specific DNA binding; protein dimerization activity. Lineage: Eukaryota; Metazoa; Arthropoda; Malacostraca; Decapoda; Penaeidae. Gene Ontology annotation, biological process: positive regulation of transcription by RNA polymerase II. The record is from RefSeq and is a predicted model, not a curated record. Bases 147 to 1253 code for a protein of 368 amino acids. The transcript is spliced from 2 exons.